CAAGCAGGCGAAGAAAAUGAUCCUAAUUCCACUGAGCCAGAACAAGCGACAAUUAUAACCACAAAAUAAGAACGAGACCCAGGUAGACGUCUUCCAAUCUGGGAACUCCCUUCAGAUAAGCAAGAUGAUGCUAGGCGUUUUUAUAUAACCGAGGGCCCCUAUCAACCAAAAUUGGAUGAGUAUGAUUUUACUGGAACCGGUUCUAGCCGUCGCCGAUUUCAGAGUGCUUGGUUCACAAAUUUUUCCUGGUUGGAAUAUUCACCUUAUAAAAAUCGUGCAUAUUGCUUGCCUUGUUUUCUCUUUUCAAAAAAGCCAAUUGGUAAGUGUGGUUCAGAGACAUUUUCAGUCAAAGGAUUUGAUAAGUGGAAGAAGGUCAAUGAUGGAAAAGAUUGUGCUUUCCUCACACAUGUGGGAACUAGUCCGAGUUCAGCCCACAAUUUCGCUGUUCGAUGUUAUGAGAGCCUGAAAAAUAAUAUGACUCAUAUUGACAAGGUGAUUAAAAAGCAAUGCAAGAAACGGGUUGCAGAUGCAAGACUAAGGCCUACGGCUUCCAUCGAUGUUAUUAAGUUGUUAAUGCGCCAAGCAUGUCCCUUUAGAGGGAAUGAUGAAUCUGAAGAUUCCACAAACCAAGGAAAUUUCAAGGAAAUUUUGAAGCUUGUGGGUUCUUAUAAUAAGGAGGUGGGAGAAGUUAUUAAAAAUGCUCCAAGAAAUGCUAAGUACACAUCACCAAGUAUUUAGAAGGAAAUUGCAGGUAUAUUUGCUCGAAAAGUGCAAAAUCACAUUUCAGAAGAAAUUGCUAAUAGCAAGUUUACUAUCAUGGUUGAUGAAUCUCGAGAUGAGUCUAAGAAAGAGCAGAUGGCUGUUGUUCUUCGAUUUGUUAACAUAGAUGGGGAGAUAAAGGAGCGUUUCAUUGAUCUUAUUCAUGUUAGUGACACUUGUGCUUUGACUCUCAAGAACUCAAUUAUUGCUGUGUUAGUUGGUAAUGGGUUGAGUGUGAAUGAUAUCAGAGGGAAAGGCUACGAUGGAGCAAGUAACAUGAGAGGAGAGUGGAAUGGGCUUAAAGCUCUAAUUCUCCAGGAAUGUCCUUAUGCGUACUAUAUUCACUGUCUUGCUCAUCAACUCCAAUUGGCUCUUGUUGCUGCUUCAAGGGAGGUACCUAAGGUCCACAACUUCUUCCAAAAUGCAAAUUUUAUUGUAAAUACUGUUAGUGCAUCUCCUAAAUGCAAUGAUGAGCUGCUAGAUAAUCAGGCUAUUGAAAUUGCAAAGGAGAUUGAACUAGGAGAUCUUGACACAGGAAGAGGAUUAAAUCAAAUUGGAUCUUUACAAAGGGCCGGAGACACAAGAUGGAGUUCCCACUAUAAGUCAGUAAAGAGCUUUUUAAGGCUCUUUGGUCCAUUAGUUUUGGUACUAAGAGGUGUAGCAAAUGACCGUUCAGUUCCAUGGGGUCCAAGAGGAGAUGCCGAGGGUGCCCUUAAUUUUCUGGUUACAUUUGAUUUUGUCUUCAUUCUACACCUCAUGGAGAAAAUUAUGAAUAUCACUGAUGUCUUGUGUGUCAAACUCCAAAGUAAAACUUUGGAUAUUGCAAAUGCACUGGAUAUUGUUUCUAACACAAAGCUAUUGCUUGCUGAAUUGACAGAAGGUGGAUGGGAUAGUCUUAUAGAAGAGGUGGGCGCCUUUUGUUUGAAGCAUGAGAUUAACAUACCGGAUAUGAAACAAAAGUAAGUAUCUUUUCCAAUAGUCACUUACCCAUUUAUAAACAUACUCAUUAGUGUCUAAAUAGUGAAACUGAUUUACAUUUCUUUGAUAUUUGUUGCAACUUUAGGUAUGUUGAUGUGAAGAAAUCUCGAAAUAAGCAUGACAACACCACAGUAUUCCAUCACUACAAAGUAGAUGUGUUUAAUGCUGCAAUAGAUCAACAACUGACAGAGUUGAAUCAUCGAUUUAGUUCUCAAGUAACUGAGCUUCUAGAUCUCUAUACAUCCUUGGAUCCUAGAUAUGAUAAUUUUGACAAGUCUAAGAUAUGCAGACUAGUAGAAAAUUUUUAUCCCGCUGAUUUUUCUAGUCAAGAGAGGGAUAGGUUGGAGUGUGAGCUUCCACAUUUUCAGCUUGAUACAUGCAACCAUCCAGAGAUCAAAAAUUGCAAAUCACUUGCUGAAUUGACAAAAGGAAUAAUUAAGACUGGCAAAUCAUCUGAUUAUCCAAUGGUUGAGAGGUUAUUACGGUUAGUGAUCACUCUUCCGGUGUCAACUGCAACAGCAGAGCGAGCCUUUUCUGCUAUGAAACUAGUCAAGACACGUCUUCGCACUAAGUUGGGAGAUGAUUUUCUUCGCUAUUGUCUCAUAGUCUACAUAGAGAGGGAAAUAGCAGAAAAGUUUAGUGUUGAAGAAAUUAUUGAGACUUUUGAUCUUUGUGCUCGUAAAGCCGAAUUUAAAUUGAUAGAUAUGUAAUUUCAUUUAUAUUUCAGGAAAAGCAUAUUUUUAUUAUGUAGACCUAUGAAAUUUUAGUGUGUUGUGAGACCAA
This is a messenger RNA of Lolium perenne, 2520 nucleotides long. The record is from RefSeq and is a predicted model, not a curated record. Lineage: Eukaryota; Viridiplantae; Streptophyta; Magnoliopsida; Poales; Poaceae.